AUGUUAAUUUUGAUUAGUAGCUCUAAUUUUUUGACUAUGAAAAUUAACGAAAACCUUAAAAGAUCAGAAUAAGAUAUUCAAUUAGAUGAUAGAAUUGAAAAGGAAAAUACUGAAGUCAGCUUAUUAGAUUAAUAAAAAUUUAAUAAUAACAAUGAUGAUUAUUGA
This is a messenger RNA of Paramecium pentaurelia, 165 nucleotides long. The record is from the annotation of a GenBank genome assembly. NCBI's taxonomy places the organism in Eukaryota, Ciliophora, Oligohymenophorea, Peniculida, Parameciidae.